AUGGAAGCAAUGGGAGAAUGGAGCAACAACCUCGGAGGAAUGUACACAUAUGCAACCGAAGAAGCCGAUUUCAUGAACCAGCUCCUUACCUCAUACGAUCAUCCUGGCACCGGCUCAUCCUCUGGUACAGCCAGUGCAGACCACCACGGCUUGUGUUGGAGCCUUGGUUCUCAUCACAACCACCUUACCAUGAUGCCUGAAGCCAGUAGCUUCUGUUUUUCUGGUGAGAGCAGCAGCUACAGCGAAUACUAUGCGGUGGCACCACCCGCGGUUAGAGAGAACAACAAUGGGUCAAUGGACUUUGACAUGGUAGAUGUGACCAUCAACACCAACUCUUACCUUGUUGGUGAGGAGACUAGUGAGUAUGACGUUGAGAAGUACUCAUCUGGAAAGACUCGUUUGCCUUUGGGAGCCGUCUUGGAGACCCACGAUGACGAGGAGAGCAUAUUGCAGCCCGAGAUCUCUGUGACUACUACUGAUCAUCAGAAGUAUCUCACCGGUUCCAAGAAGAGAUCACGUGCGACAUCCGUUGAUAAAAACAAGAAAUCAAAAGUGGGUAAGAGGGGCCAAAAGAGCUUUGAUAUGAGUGGCGAUGACAGGAAUGGAGGGGAAGAGGAAGAAGGAGAGAAGGUGAAGAAAAGAAAGACUGGGCCUAUGAUGAGUAGACAGAACUCUAGCAUCACUUUAUGUUCUGAAGACGAAUCACACUGCGCUUCCCAGGACGUUGGAGGAGAAGAAGAAGAAGAUGCCUCCAAGGCCCUAAACCUCAACGGCAAGACCAGGGCUAGUCGUGGUGCUGCCACCGACCCUCAAAGCCUUUACGCAAGGAAAAGAAGAGAAAGGAUUAACGAGAGACUGAGGAUUUUGCAAAAUCUUGUCCCUAAUGGAACAAAGGUCGAUAUCAGUACAAUGCUUGAGGAAGCCGUUCACUACGUCAAAUUUUUACAGCUGCAAAUUAAGUUAUUAAGCUCUGAUGAUAUGUGGAUGUAUGCGCCGAUUGCUUUCAACGGAAUGGACAUUGGCCUCAACUCAUCAAGAUGCGGAACUUCUGGUCAAUUAUAA
This is a messenger RNA of Brassica napus (rape), 1062 nucleotides long. Its product is annotated as transcription factor RSL2-like. The record is from RefSeq and is a predicted model, not a curated record. Gene Ontology annotation, cellular component: nucleus. NCBI's taxonomy places the organism in Eukaryota, Viridiplantae, Streptophyta, Magnoliopsida, Brassicales, Brassicaceae. The transcript is spliced from 5 exons. Gene Ontology annotation, biological process: regulation of transcription by RNA polymerase II. Gene Ontology annotation, molecular function: protein dimerization activity; RNA polymerase II cis-regulatory region sequence-specific DNA binding; DNA-binding transcription factor activity, RNA polymerase II-specific. Bases 1 to 1062 code for a protein of 353 amino acids.